AGAAGAGAAGAGCAGAGUAGAACAGAGAAGAGAAGAGCAGAGUAGAACAGACUAGAGCAGAGUAGAAAAGAGAAGAGAAGAGCAGAGUAGAACAGAGAAGAGAACAGAGCAGGUUAGAGGACUGAAAGUUUAGCCAACUGCCGUUUGGUUGACAACACAACCCAGGUUAUAAAGAUAGAAACAGUCAUAGAGAAUAUAAACCGUCAUAUUACUUAACAGAUGUUUUAUUUGAAGGUACACACUCUUCUUGUUGGGAUUCUGGUUGUUUUAGCAGGUUCAGCCAGGUGUUCAGAAGAUGAGACACGUCUGGUUAAAACCCUGUUCACCGGCUAUAACAAGGUGGUCCGGCCUGUCAAUCACUUCAGAGAUCCGGUGGUGGUGACCGUAGGCUUGCAGCUCAUCCAGCUCAUUAGUGUGGAUGAAGUCAAUCAAAUUGUGACCAGUAAUGUGCGGCUGAAACAGAUAUGGGAGGACGUGAAUCUGAAGUGGAACCCUGAUGAUUAUAGUGGAAUUAAGAAGAUCAGAAUCCCUUCCACAGACAUCUGGCGUCCUGACCUCGUGCUCUAUAACAAUGCAGAUGGAGACUUUGCAAUCGUCCAUGAGACCAAGGUGCUGCUGGAGCACACAGGUCUGAUCACCUGGAACCCUCCGGCCAUCUUUAAGAGCUACUGUGAGAUCAUUGUGCUUCACUUCCCCUUCGACCUGCAGAACUGCAGUAUGAAGCUGGGGACAUGGACCUACGACGGCAACCUGGUAGUGGUCAACCCGGACAACGACCGGCCUGACCUGAGUAACUUCAUGGAGAGUGGUGAGUGGGUGAUGCAGGACUAUCGGAGCUGGAAGCACUGGGUGUACUAUGCCUGCUGCCCUGACACACCCUACCUGGACAUCACCUACCACUUCCUGAUGCUGAGGCUGCCUCUCUACUUUAUCGUCAACGUCAUCAUCCCCUGCAUGCUGUUCUCCUUCCUGACUGGACUGGUCUUCUACCUCCCCACUGACUCUGGUGAGAAGAUGACUCUGUCUAUCUCUGUCCUGCUGUCUCUCACUGUGUUUCUGCUGGUCAUCGUGGAGCUCAUCCCCUCCACCUCCAGUGCGGUGCCUCUCAUUGGAAAGUACAUGCUCUUCACCAUGGUCUUCGUCAUAGCCUCCAUCGUCAUCACCGUCAUCGUCAUCAACACACACCACCGCUCUCCCAGUACACACACAAUGCCCCAGUGGGUCCGCAAGAUUUUCAUCGACACCAUCCCCAAUUUCAUGUUCUUCUCGACUAUGAACCGUCCAUCCAGGGACAGGCAGGAGAAGAGGAUCCACCCGGCUGACUUUGACAUCUCCGACAUCUCGGGCAAGCCUGCCCCUGCCUCUGUCACCUUCCAGUCCCCCAUCACCAAGAACCCGGACGUCCGCAGCGCCAUCGAGGGGGUCAAGUACAUCGCAGAGACCAUGAAGUCUGAUGAAGAGUCCAACAAUGCUGCUGAGGAGUGGAAGUUUGUAGCCAUGGUCCUGGAUCACAUCUUGCUGUGUGUGUUCAUGGCUGUGUGUAUCAUCGGCACCAUGGGAGUGUUCGCUGGACGUCUCAUUGAGCUGAGCAUGCAGGGCUAAAGGAGAGACCUAGCUGUAGUCAUCCUGGUCUGGCCACACCCUGGUUCUCCUGCUCGCUCUGACACCUGUCUGCUGUGCCUCUACCCCGAGUCAUCUGGAAAUGACACUCAAUUGAUUGAUUGGUUGGUUGGAUCGUUGAUUGAAUGUAAUUGGUCCAGUGAGGUGUUGUUAUUGUCAGCUUCUUUUCUGCAUAGAGAUUACAGUUGAAAAUAUGGACAUUCAUGGCACUCAGUGUUGAUAAGGUGUCCUGCUGUCAGCUGUCUGUGGCUUGAUGGAUUGUGUUUAACGAACGAUGCUUAACCUACCUAACGAGGUGAUUUCUUUAUUUCUAACCAUCGUUCCUCAUGUGGAGUGAAGGAUGCAGAGUAUAUUGGUUUAACAAACUCUGCAUAAUGGCUCUGAUUGUGAGCACUCUGGAACUCUUAUGGCACUGUGGAUGAGGGAGGUCACAUUAUGGCACUGUGGAUGAGGGAGGUCACAUUAUGGCACUGUGGAUGAGGGAGGUCAAAUUAUGGCACUGUGGAUGAGGGAGGUCACAUUAUGGCACUGUGGAUGAGGGAGGUCACAUUAUGGCACUGUGGAUGAGGGAGAUCACAUUAUGGCACUGUGGAUGAGGGAGGUCACAAGCAGCUGGUACUGCAUCUCACCGUUGUUGCAUGAUCAUUAUUGACGAUCAGAAGAUCCGUUUGAAUGAGUUUCUCAACAUUGAUUUAGAAGUGGUCCAUUCUUGUGGGCUGUUGCUUAUUCAAUAAAGAUGACAGUGCAGGGGCUGCUGGGAAACUACAUGAUGUUUUAUCUUGUCCGAUGUCAGGGUUUUUUCUCCUCCUUCUGCCAAAUGUCAUCAUGGUUCUAUUUUUAGAUUUGGUUAGAUGUGGAAAGAAUUGGGUGAAUAAAAAUAACAUCUACUUCCAGAUAA
Molecule: messenger RNA, 2518 nt
Organism: Salmo salar (Atlantic salmon)
Lineage: Eukaryota; Metazoa; Chordata; Actinopteri; Salmoniformes; Salmonidae
Source: RefSeq, a predicted model, not a curated record